CUUUUUUCGAUGGACAUACAUUAACUCCUUCCCCAACCAGACCAAACCAAGUCCAGUCAAUUUAGGUUGCCCUGCCUUGGCUGCCGAUGAGGCGCUCCUGAAUCCUGCGAAGGUUCUGACCAUUGAUCAAGCUUGAGCACAGGCGGCUUGGUCGCGUUUGUUCUCAUCAAAAGCAUACAUGUCAUCCGAACCCCUCGCCAUUUACGCAAGCGACAUAUUCGAACCUUUUCGAACCCCCUGUUUGUCGUCAAUCAGUCAAAACCAUGUAGACAAGGGUGGUCCAACAGUCUACAGAAGAUCAGCAGCCUGGGGCAAUGUUUUGAAGAAAUCGACAGGCACUGCACAUGGAGUUCAGAGCCACUUGUGUAGGACUGGAGCCCAGGCAUCUGGAGGGCACAGCAAUCGCCAAGGAAAGCGCCAUUAUGCUUUCUUAUUCAUUCUACCUGUUUGCUUCCAUGGGCAAUCCGGCCUCUUCCGAAGAUGAGCAGGAAUCCUAUCGUUCCAUUCAACCUCACUCAUAUCCACCACAUUUAUUCAGGCUACGAUAAUCUUAGCAUCAUUGACCACCCCGUUCCGACGAGAACCUUUGGGUAUCCUCACACAUGACUCUAACCAACAGGAAUGACAGGCAUAUAUUGGCCUAGGCUGCCCAUGCUAAAUCCAAGCCUGCUGUCGUGUCAGCUCGGCUACCUGCCCCUCGAGUUCCCGUGCGCCCGUUUGGACGGGUCGCAUGUCGAGUCGUGAGAUUGGCGUCCACCAACCAACGCCACCUUCGCUCCAACCUUGCCCGCCCAUCGCUCCUGUCUGGCUGUUCUGAUCUACUAGUGUAGUCUCCUUGAGUCCUCCCCCCAGGUAUCUCCUCAAUCCAGGCCCGUCGGGUCGCACAGAACACGAGGGAAGUGAAAGAAAAGGAACAGACUCGCACGCACGUUUGGCUCCCACACAACUGGAAUCCACCCCUCAAUCUACAUCUUAUUCAAGGCUUGUCCUGAGUCGCGCUUGGUAACUGCCGAUAGGUGUUUUGUUUGCUCUUUAGUUACUCAAAAGUCUCCCUCAGCUCGCCCUGGUCUUGUUAGGCUGUCAGCUAGCUAGCUCAUGCCUGUCCACUUCCGUACAUUACUUUGCCAUCCCCUUGCUCCAUUGGUUAGCAUUCCUCAAUCUUUCCCUCCAUUUUCUUUUCUUUCCUUCCCGGUCCCCGUCACUUAAUACGGUUGUUGUUACGCACAACCACUCAACACCUCUUCAUGAUGCUGUCAAGUUGACCGUCAUGGAGCCAACAACAGUCGUCGGGGCAGUAUCGGCUCUCACCGAGCUCUUCGCCAACGGAGCAGAGCACUACGCGCGUUGGAAGAGGAACCGCGCCGUUGACAACCACUAUUGUCGAACAACAGAGUCUGGUGGCCAGAGGGAUAUCAUCAACUGUGCCUUGAGCACAUCUUUGGGUGCGUCCGGCCACCAAAUCAAGCAGACGUACGAUGUUGGAUUCGCCAUACUCGGAGCAGAGUUCUCCAUGGGCGAUGCACCAUGUCGGGAUAUGCUCUGCAACCAGUUGUUCAACCUCAACAGCCGAGUGUCACUACUGCGCCGGGCUUCCACCCAGUCCAAUUUGACUGGUCAUUUGAAUCUCUCAGACAUUAUACAUAUUUCCGAGUCCGUUAGGGUUGCUUCCGUAAGGGCCCUGGCAGAAUUGUAUCUUCGCGUCGCAGGCGGUCGCCCUAGUUUGCCCAGAUGUCUCCCUGUCCCCAAGCUUCGGCCGUGCCAAAACCGUUCAAUUUCACGAUACCCGGCCAGCCCGACAGACGGCGACAACGUUGACGGCGAUAACGAUGACGACGACAAGAUGACAACAGCCAUGACCAUCACCACGGACCAGGCACCAUUUCAAUCGGAACCUCCUUCGCCUCCUCCGACUCCGCCAACACCCAAACCCACCAGCAGCGACGCCGCUUCCCUCUUCGCGGCUUCCGAGGCUGGCGCCAGCAGCACCGGCACCUUUCCCCUCCGCCCAAAGGUCAGCGUAUUCAGCAUGUUCUGCCCUGAGGCCAUGACCUUCCAAGUCAACCUUUCUAAGAGCAUCCCGGAGACACCCAAGAGGUGCAAGUGUGGCUACCGAUGGAAGGCGCUGCUACCCGACAACAAGGACUUUGUCGUCCUUAAAGAAGGGUUUCGAAUGUCUAGCCGCUUUCUGGCCAAAUCGCACUCCGACAGGAAUAAGUUUGCCUGCUGUUUAUGUGUGCCGUCAGGCAAGACAGACAAGUACGAAUCGGCCGAAGCACUGCAAGCACACAUCAACCUUUCCCAUACCAAAUGGCAGAUGCUUCAUGAUCGGGACAUAUCCUAAGCUAUCCUCAAUAACGAUCUCAAGGCUAAAGCGGGAUCAUGCAUGGCAUAUCGACAUGGACGUGUUACGGCCCCCCUCCCCUUUUGGUGCAUGGCUUUUUUCUUUUUCCUGUCGCAACAAAAUAUUCAUCACUGUAUCUUCAAUCGGCGCAAAAGGAGGCACAUGUGAUCUAAACACGGAUGGAAUACUACGGUGGCCGCGGUCUGUACAUACAAGAUACCAUGCAGGACAAGAUAUGCUAUUUCUUAGAACCCAGCGGACCGUAUCAUUCCAGAUCGUUUUCAAUAAGUAAUUGUCAUCGAUUUCCCCC
Molecule: messenger RNA, 2651 nt
Organism: Colletotrichum destructivum
Lineage: Eukaryota; Fungi; Ascomycota; Sordariomycetes; Glomerellales; Glomerellaceae
Exons: 2
Coding region: 1268-2341 (357 amino acids)
Source: RefSeq, a predicted model, not a curated record